This is a messenger RNA of Pisolithus orientalis, 1065 nucleotides long. Its product is annotated as Diphthine synthase. The transcript is spliced from 5 exons. The coding region runs from base 34 to 948 and encodes 304 amino acids. The record is from RefSeq and is a predicted model, not a curated record. Gene Ontology annotation, molecular function: diphthine synthase activity. Gene Ontology annotation, biological process: protein histidyl modification to diphthamide. Lineage: Eukaryota; Fungi; Basidiomycota; Agaricomycetes; Boletales; Pisolithaceae.
AUUUGAGUUAUCUUUGACUGUCCGACUACGACGAUGCUGUACAUCAUUGGGCUUGGUCUCUGCGAUGAAAAAGACAUCACCGUGCGUGGACUGGAGGCAGUGAAAUCGUCGUCGCGGGUAUAUCUGGAAGCAUAUACAAGCAUCCUCUUGGUCAACAAGGAACGUCUGGAAUCGUUCUAUGGAAAAGAAGUCAUCAUCGCCGACCGCGACAUGGUCGAGACACAGGCAGAGGAAAUCUUGAAAGGGGCAGAUAAACACGACGUAUCACUACUCGUCGUCGGCGAUCCUUUUGGCGCAACGACCCACGUCGACAUCGUCCUUCGCGCACGCUCAUCUGGCAUCCCCGUUCGCGUGAUCCACAACGCAUCGAUCAUGAACGCCGUCGGUGCAUGCGGGCUCCAACUAUACAACUUCGGACAGGCGGUCUCUCUCGUAUUUUUCACCGACACCUGGAAACCCGAUUCGUUUUACGAUCGCAUACGCGAGAAUAUGGGGUUGGGAUUGCAUACGCUCGUGUUGCUGGAUAUUAAAGUGAAAGAACAGAGCGAGGAAAAUCUUGCACGAGGAAGGAAGAUAUACGAACCGCCUCGGUACAUGUCCAUUCCCCAAGCCGUAUCACAACUCCUAGAGAUCGAAUCUCUCCGCGCCGAAAAUGUUCUCUCACCAAAGACAACCCUUGCCAUCGCACUUUCGCGCGUUGGCUGUGAUGAUGCUGGUCCCGAUAAUACGCGGCAGCGCAUCGUGUGCGGGACGCUCGAGCAACUUAGUGAGCAACCCCCGGAGAGUUUCGGAGAGCCGUUGCAUAGCCUGGUUAUCAUUGGAAAAAGGCUCCAUCAUUUGGAGGUGGUGUAUGCGGAGGAGUAUGCAGUGUGUAGGGAAACAUGGAGACGAGUUGCACGCGAGGUGUAUGGAUGUGUGUUAGACUACACGGCCACACCUGAGAUCUAAAUGGACCUAAACAUAGGAAAUAAGAUGAAUACUGUUGCAUGCAGUGUGGGUUUGGCUCAUUCUGGAUUAGGCCAGGCAGCAUUUACACAAUCAGUUGCAGUAGACACAGUCCUAGGG